Messenger RNA from Helianthus annuus (common sunflower), 1271 nucleotides. RefSeq names its product TLC domain-containing protein 4. The transcript is spliced from 9 exons. NCBI's taxonomy places the organism in Eukaryota, Viridiplantae, Streptophyta, Magnoliopsida, Asterales, Asteraceae. Gene Ontology annotation, biological process: lipid homeostasis. Gene Ontology annotation, cellular component: membrane; endoplasmic reticulum. Bases 283 to 1107 code for a protein of 274 amino acids. The record is from RefSeq and is a predicted model, not a curated record.
AUGUAGAAAAAACAAAAACUAAUCUUGAUUGCAUAUACCCUUUUCCUUCUGUCCAAAAGUCAGCAGACUUGUGCGUUAUUUUGGUUAAAAUCCAGCUAAGAACAAUAUUGCCCUCCAUACUUCCUCAAUUCAAAAUUAUUUUCUUCUAUUAUCGCAACAAUAUUUUCCUUCACUCCCCUUUGUUUGAUUACACUAGGGUUUUGAUUAUACCCAAAUCAUUAUCUUGAAAAAUUCAUUAUCCAGAAUCAUCCAUAAAACCCUAUUUUUGAAGAGGAAAACCCCAUGGAUGAAAGGGUUUUGAAUCAUGGGUAUCCGGGUCUUAGCAUCAUUGCUGAUCAUGCAACUUCAAGUAAUCAAAUCCGGUGGUUGAUUUCUGUUUUUGGGGGAGUUAUCGUGUGUAAAAUUGCCUAUGAACUUACAGGCAUAAUUAGCCCCUUGGUCUUCAAAGGUUUUAACAAACUUGAUAACAAGCAGAAACUUGAAUGGAAAAACAGGGGCUUUUCCACAUUCCAUGCGCUUUUUGCAGCCAUUGGUUCCGUGUAUCUUUUGGUCUUUACAAAUCUUUUUGAUGAGCAAGCUAAAGAGGAAUUGAUUGUCAACCGAUCAUCUGCAGCAUCCGACACUCUACUUGGGAUGUCAAUCGGUUAUUUCUUUUCAGACUUGGCGAUGAUUAUAUGGACUUAUCCAACUUUAGGCGGCGUUGAAUAUUUAUUGCACCAUGGACUUUCUUUAUUUGCCAUUAUUCAGUCCCUUAUAAGUGGCCAAGUUCAGUUUUACAUCCUUAUGGUUCUUUUCACGGAGAUCACAACGCCCUUUGUGAAUUUAAGAUGGUAUCUAGAUGUAGCCGGGAUGAAGAACUCCACGCUUUACUUGUUAAAUGGCAUUGCAAUGUUUAUAGGGUGGUUGGUGGCAAGGGUCAUCUUGUUCGUCUACUUUUUCUACCACAUGUUCACACAUUUCGACCAGGUGAAGUAUGUUUUUUAUCCAAUGGGAUAUUACACCUUGUUGACGGUCCCACCGGCGUUAGCAAUGAUGAAUUUGUUUUGGUUUUGGAAGAUUGCCAAAGGAAUGAUAAAAACUCUCACCAAGUUAAGAAAGCAAAGUUAAUUAACACUAGUUUGUUAUUAUGGAAGCAAGUUGUUGAUUUGUAAGCAAAGUUAAACUACCAUGUUUCAAAUGUUCUAUGUAAUUAAAUAUACGAGUAAAUUCAUAAUAAUUAUAAAAUUUUGUUGCUGGAGAUACGAUAUUUUAUUAAAAAAAACGGUUUUUCA